AUGACGUUUCUUCUCUUUGGUUUCGUCGCUGUCUGUUUCGUGGUAUCAGCUAAAGAAUCUGGCUACACCGUUCCUCAACCUCAACAUCCUUUCGGUGCUGCCGAGCCAGCAUCUGGUGCUGCUGUGUUCCACAUUGCCAAGACUUAUGAAGUAAAACCUGUCAUCUUCCAACCGAGCCCUUUGAAGAGUUUCACUGCACCCGAUCCACCAAGCGCGCCCGUGACGCUCUCAGCAGAAAAUCCGCACCUGAAGCGUCAUCCAGGAGUACAUUUAACAUCCUUGCCUCAUAAGGAUGUCUACACUUCAAAGAUCAGAGGUUUACCUUCUAGUCGCCGAGAGAAGGCUGUGCAGGAAGAGCAAGUGCAUCGGGAAGAGAGCCACAUACGAAAAGCUCCCGAAUGGGUGGAACACCUCUCCACGCACUCUAGGCACAGAUUCACCAUUCAAAAUCUUGGGCAGUCUGAACAGGUAAUCCGACAGUUCUACAAAGGCGCCAACGGUGGAAAACCGUACGUGACACCGAAUCCUAUUGAGGAGGCGUCGAAAACGAAGAAAAAAGUCUUCAACGCUAAGGAGGCAAAAGAGAUUGCUGAAAAAAUCAUCAAGCAGGAGCUUAAUCGUGCCAAAGUUGCCAAGUAUGGCAAAUCUGCUGGCACAGUACAAGAGGCUAACCAAAGUGGGACGGAUGGAGAACAAACAGAUGCGGCAGUAAUCGCUCCUGUCGAGAGAAGCGGAUACUCAGAAGAGGCAAAGGCUGUUAGUGUUGAUUGGUCCUUGAAUAACAACAAAGUGGACGAGUUCCCCAACGGAUACGAUGAAUCAACAACGUUCGAGGAAUCAGCGGCUUCGCCAUCCCGAAAUUUGUCGAGCACGGCAGCAUCUGGACCACGAGAGAUACCGUAUCCACUUCCAAAGAGUGUUGAUGGAGCAGUAACAGGUCACAAGAAUUGCCCUCCUUGUGCAGUGCUCGCUGUGGCUCCUCAUUCUACAGUGUUACCAGAAAUUUCCCCUUCAUCAUCCCCAAUAGAGUCGGCGCCAUCUCCUGACUCUGUGUCUGCUCCUGUUCCACCACAGACCGCUGCACAACCCGACCCGUCUCCACCUGAGCCACCGGUCGAAGUGCAGCGUCCAUCUGAGCCAGUGGUCGAAGUACCGCCACCUGAGCCAGCGGUUCAAGUGCAGCGUCCAUCUGAGCCUGUGGUUGAACUACCGCCUCCAACGGAGCCAGCGGCCGAAGUACAGCGACCAUCUGAGCCAGUCACCGAAGCACUUCCUCCACCUGAGCCGGCAGUAGAGGUGGCGCCGGCUGUCAUGCCAACGUCUGACAAGCACGAAUACUCUCUAGAAUCAUCACCUGCACAUUCCACAGCAAUUGAACCCUCACAAUCAUUACCAGAACAGUCGGCGCCAUCUCCUGACAAUGGAUAUGCUAUUGCACCAUCUACAUCAUCUGCUGCCCAACCUGCACCGCCUCCAUCCGAACAUGUGAACGAAUUACCUGCUGCGAUAUCCACUUCCAACAAGAAUGAGUACACAGAGGAGCAGUUGCCUGCAGUUGCACCAGCACCCACAUCUGCCGCACCUUCUCGUGAGCAGUUCGUCUUAUGGCUCCUCUACGACAUGGCACGUCAGGAGAUCACUCAGAGCCAGCAGCUCUGGGAAUUGGCGCCGAUAUGGGACUGA
Ostertagia ostertagi is the source of this 1683-nucleotide messenger RNA. Lineage: Eukaryota; Metazoa; Nematoda; Chromadorea; Rhabditida; Trichostrongylidae. The record is from the annotation of a GenBank genome assembly.